AUGUCCAAAAGCCGAUCCUUGUACGUCAGGUACCAGGCCGAGUGUGAACAGGCAUUCCCUGCCACUAUCGAGUUCAAAGACCAACCCGAUAUGUUCGCGCUUCCCGUGGAAAACCUCCGCAUUCCAGGAGGUCCAACAAUCCCUCCUCCACUGUACUUCGCCGGAUUCGCUGUCUCUGGCACUUGGCUCGUCCAGUGGAGCCGCCGCCAGGGGCUUGCGAUGGAUGGAAUUACGAGGUGUGCCACUCCCAGAUGGCGAGAGAAAGGCUCUAUAGAACCUUUCAUCACUCCCCGCCUUUUCGACUGGCCAACAGGCGACUUUGUGAUUUACUUCACCACGGGGAACGGAGAUCCGCGUGAACUGAAGGUCUUCCAUGAGAACAGGGACGCCAUCCUCGAUCGCUAUCUAUCCCUCAUGAAGUUUCCGCUGCGCGAGAGGAAGAUCAUCAAGACGAAACUGUUCAAGUGGUAUAGGUUGUUGUCGACCGAGCUGCCAGAGCGCCCGAAGCGUUUGCCGAACCGCAUGUGUUUGCAGUUCACAUACUUGUCUCUCCGCGACUACGACUCCGAGGCUGAGGCCGACACUGAAGCGCCCAAGGAGCGUCAGACGCCGGGCCCAGUGGCGUAG
Messenger RNA from Coprinopsis cinerea okayama7#130, 627 nucleotides. RefSeq lists its product as hypothetical. The record is from RefSeq and is a predicted model, not a curated record. The transcript is spliced from 3 exons. Bases 1 to 627 code for a protein of 208 amino acids. Lineage: Eukaryota; Fungi; Basidiomycota; Agaricomycetes; Agaricales; Psathyrellaceae.